UUGGCUGCCUGUCACCCUCCCGAGGAGGACUCCGUCGGCUGCAAGGAAGAGGGAGUGGGGGACUAUCCGCACCAAGCUCUGUCUGAAGGCAUCCUGCGAGAUGGCCGCAAUCAAUGGGGCCGUAGAAAACGGGCAGCCGGAGAAGAAAACGACCCCUCCGCUUCCUCACCCUAUUAGGAACUUGGAGAUCAAGUACACCAAGAUAUUUAUUAACAAUGAAUGGCAUGAAUCAAAGAGUGGAAAGCAGUUCCCUACCUUUAGCCCUUCAAAGGCCGAGAAGAUCUGUGACAUCGAAGAGGGGGACAAGCCUGAUGUCGAUAAAGCAGUAGAGGCAGCAAAAGCAGCCUUCCAAAGAGGAUCUUUGUGGAGACAAAUGGAUGCUGUGAGCCGAGGAAGGCUCUUGAACAAGCUGGCCGACCUCAUUGAGCGAGACAGAGUGGUGUUGGCGACCUUGGAAACAAUGGACACAGGGAAACCAUUUCUGCAAGCAUUUUUCAUUGACCUUGAAGGCUGCAUAAAGACACUUAGAUACUAUGCUGGCUGGGUCGAUAAAAUUCAGGGGAAGACUAUACCUGUGGAUGAAAACUUUGUCUGCUUCACCCGACAUGAGCCUGUGGGGGUUUGUGGUGCCAUUACACCGUGGAACUUCCCAUUGCUCAUGUUGAUUUGGAAGAUGGCACCUGCUCUGUGUUGUGGAAACACCUUAGUUGUUAAACCUGCUGAGCAAACCCCCCUCACUUCACUAUACAUUGGCUCUUUAGUCAAGGAGGCAGGAUUUCCUCCAGGUGUGGUUAACAUUGUGCCAGGAUAUGGUCCCACAGCUGGAGCUGCUAUUUCUACGCAUCCUAACAUUGACAAAGUAGCUUUUACUGGGUCAACAGAGGUUGGAAAGCUGAUCAAAGAAGCCGCUUCGAAAAGUAACCUCAAGAGGGUGACGUUGGAGCUCGGUGGGAAAAAUCCCUGUAUUGUCUGUGCGGAUGCUGACUUGGACUUGGCGGUGGACUGUGCCCACCAGGGUGUCUUUUUCAACCAAGGGCAGUGCUGCACAGCUGCCUCUCGAGUCUUUGUGGAAGAGCAGGUAUACCCAGAAUUUGUCAAGCGCAGCGUGGAGUAUGCAAAGAAGCGGCUCGUGGGGGACCCAUUUGAUGCCAAAACUGAACAAGGACCCCAGAUUGACCAAAAACAGUUUGACAAAAUCUUGGAGCUGAUAGAAAGUGGCAAGAAAGAAGGAGCCAAGCUGGAGUGUGGUGGUUUAGCCAUGGGAGACCGAGGCCUGUUCAUAAAGCCAACUGUAUUUUCAGAGGUCACAGACAACAUGCGCAUUGCUAAGGAGGAGAUUUUCGGACCUGUGCAGCCCAUAAUGAAGUUCAAAAACAUAGAAGAAGUGAUAGAGAGAGCCAACAGCACGGAAUAUGGGCUUACAGCUGCUGUGUUUACAAAGAAUUUGGAUAGAGCCCUAACGUUGGCAUCGGCACUGCAGUCUGGGACAGUCUGGAUCAACUGCUACAAUUCCCUUUUUGCACAAGCUCCCUUUGGCGGCUUCAAGAUGUCAGGAAAUGGGAGAGAAUUGGGUGAAUACGCUCUGACUGAAUACACAGAGGUGAAAACGGUCACCAUUAAACUGUCGCAGAAGACUCACUGAGUGAGGAACUCCACGAGACCUAAAACUCUGACACUCUGAAUGUUAAUGUAUAGUUGGGGGUGUUGCUU
This is a messenger RNA of Lacerta agilis (Sand lizard), 1710 nucleotides long. RefSeq names its product aldehyde dehydrogenase 1 family member A3 (gene ALDH1A3). Bases 101 to 1642 code for a protein of 513 amino acids. The transcript has 13 exons. NCBI's taxonomy places the organism in Eukaryota, Metazoa, Chordata, Lepidosauria, Squamata, Lacertidae. Gene Ontology annotation, biological process: aldehyde metabolic process. The record is from RefSeq and is a predicted model, not a curated record. Gene Ontology annotation, molecular function: aldehyde dehydrogenase (NAD+) activity.